Molecule: messenger RNA, 467 nt
Organism: Stomoxys calcitrans (stable fly)
Lineage: Eukaryota; Metazoa; Arthropoda; Insecta; Diptera; Muscidae
Exons: 2
Coding region: 69-422 (117 amino acids)
Source: RefSeq, a predicted model, not a curated record
ACAACGCUACUGCACCAUGCUCUCAGAUUAUUUUUGGCCGGAAAAGAAGAUAUGGACUUGGACGACAAAUGAUUUUAAAGGACGGUGCCUCAAGCCACACAGCACACGUUACAAUCGAUUUAUUACACAAUUUUGCUCCAGUUGUAGCUCUGCCAAAAAUAUAUACUAAAAUGUUGUCUUACAAUGUAAAUAAAUUAAUGUCGAGCAGCAAGCAGCCGGGAGGGGUUGCAGACAAAACAAGAGAUAAGGACAAUGUUGCUAAAGUUUCAACCUCACUUAGAUAUGCAACAGGGACAUCAGUCAUUCAUUCUAAUGUCAUUUAUAAAAUGCUACAUGACAACAAAGACAAUAGCACAACAGAUAAAAGGGAUACAGCAAGCAAGUGGAAUUGCACUACUUUCAUGCUUCCUUUUUUGAAAUGAACUACAAAGUGUCCAUAAAGUAAAGAUACCAUGAUGGUUCAGAGA